AUGGUUUAUAUUUGCGAUGGUUUUUAUCAUUCAAGCAAUUUGAAUUUUAGUGAAGAAAGUUCAGAUGGACCUGCCCGGCGGGCAUCUUUUCUUCUACCACUUCCUGAAGUAUUUGUUUCUGAUUCUAUCGAUUUCGUAAACAACGAUGAAGCCGAAUUAACUGUGGCUAUAACGGAAGCAAUUGCCUGUGGAGCCACAAAUGCAAUUAAAGCUUGUUUAUUGGAAUUAAAUCGCGCUUCAUCACAGCUUAAUUACAAGAUUGAAUCGAAGUCCAAUGAUAGUGAGGAUGGGAGCGCUAGAUCAAGCAUCAGUGGUCUUGCUCCUCCACCGCAUCAUCGUGAACACGCGUCGCUUCGGAGAGGACUCUUCAAAAGAAAGGACAAAGUAUUUUUGAGUUAUUUUAUAUUUGCACGUGAUUUGGUUUCAGAAUUCAAAUCACUGAAUCCUGAUGAAAGCGAUAUUGAUUCAUCUCCAUCUACUUCUCGUACGGUACAACUUACUGAUGAAGGUAGCAUAAUCGGGUCAUCAUCACCACUCUUGUCAUCGCAGUGUGCGAAGAAAAAAAGCGGUGGAAGAUUACAGUUCGGUAAAUUUUCAUCUUGUUAUAACUAUGAAGGAGAUCAUGAUGCGAAAAUAAAUUCAAUGAAAAUUCUUGUUUCUUCGUUUGGAGGCAACGAAGCAAUUAAUCUCCUAAAAUCGGUUCGUGCAGACAAUAAUGAUGACGAAUAUUCAGAUGUUGAGGGAAACGACGAUGGAAUAAAUCAAGAAGGAUUGAUCAAUGAAGGUGAUCGCUUAAGAAGAUUCUCAUUGCGACAAGCUAAUAAGCAACAAAUGAUGCGGAAGACGCCAUCUGAUGCAAGCGAUAACACUGAUAUAUUAAGAGAAAAUAAUGCAACAAGACGAACACUAGUAAUUCCUUUGAAUCUUCCUCCUCGAAAAUUGGUGAAUUUGUUGGGUAUCCAAGAAGGAGUUCGGCGAUUUUCGUUUUUUCUUGAAACAUGUCGACCAGGUAGUUUUCCUGAUCCACAUCUUCUUGCUGCUCUAUUAGAUUUGAAAUCACCCGUUUUGGCUCGAGCUGCUCUCAUUCUUGAAUGUGCCCAUUUUGUUCAUCGUUGCAAUAAAGGAGAUUGGCCAGAGUGGAUCCGUUCGAGUACAAUUCGGCAUGUAAGCAUGAUGGGUUUCAGUGGUGCACUUGGAAACCGUGGAACUCCUAGUGCAACAAGAAGAAUGCAUAUAAUGCAGAGGGCUGCAGGGCGAUGCUUCUUUUAUUGGGGUGUUCAGGUUUCGAAUCGGAUUCAAAAACUUUUAGAAAAAAGUGGAAUUGUUGUGGGCAAAACUGAUAUUAUUCGGAAAAUUGAACUGAAUAAACGUGAACUUAAUCAGCUCGAUGAACUUGAGGAUUUUUUUGAUGAAGGUAUAGUGAACGAUGAAAGCGGAGAAGCCUGUCCCCCAACUUUACUUCUAUUAGCUUGUCUACUUUUAAACGAAAUUACUGCGUUUCUUCGAGAGACCUUUCAAGGAAUACCUCGCGCACGGCCUAGUAAAGCAACUGUGGGCUGGGAAAAGUUAAUAUCACAUCGGCGUUGGUCUAUUUUAUCAAAUAUCUUUAAUUCACAACAGCAAGAAGGUGAUCGCCGGAUUAGUUUAUCGACGAAUGAAGAAGAUUCAUCCCGAGAAUCCCAUGAAAAUAUGGAGGAAGCAUAUUCAAGCGAUAAGAGAGGUAAAAAUAUAUUUUUUUCUCUAAAAUGGAGAAAAAAUUGA
This is a messenger RNA of Dracunculus medinensis (Guinea worm), 1761 nucleotides long. The record is from the annotation of a GenBank genome assembly. Lineage: Eukaryota; Metazoa; Nematoda; Chromadorea; Rhabditida; Dracunculidae.